Dujonia railenensis is the source of this 1893-nucleotide messenger RNA. NCBI's taxonomy places the organism in Eukaryota, Fungi, Ascomycota, Pichiomycetes, Serinales, Debaryomycetaceae. The record is from the annotation of a GenBank genome assembly.
AUGAGUCUAUAUGAAGCUCCAGCAACAACUACCGGACAUCUAGCUUUGCCGACAGACAAAACACAUAGUCGAUCCGGGUCGUCGUAUUCUGGUAAUUAUUCGUUUAUUAAUAUGUACGAUUGUCCGUCGCCAGGAAGUCUGCAUGCAGUGGACCCUACUGUUGAGUCAGAGUUGGAAGAGUUGCACUUGACGGAAGAGCUCAAUUCAGCCAAGAGGUUAGGAGAAGUCGCUGAAGUUGACGAGGGUGAUGAAGGUGACGGCCAGGGCCAAGGACAGGGACAAGGGCAAGAGGCUGAUGAAGAUAGCUCGGUGAAAGAGUCUGACACAUCCGAUUCCAAGGAUGGCACCAUAGUAGGGUCUGACACUUCUGGUACGAAUGCCGGCUCUCAGGUUUCUGCAACCAUGGUAGGAUCCUCGUCAGUCUUAUCUCUUGCAAGAAAUAGUAACAUAUCCGUCUCCACUCGAACGUCUUCAAUCCCAUUUGAUCCGACCUCAUCUAUUUUGGACAUAUCAGACCAAGCAGUGCACGAUCAAGUCUUGAAGUCAAAUUUUGAUAGGUAUGGGUUCAAGAAACCUUCGUCUGAAGGUUCAAAUGGUGUAUCAGGAGAAAGGUACAAUACCUGGUUCAAGGACUAUUCUCGUUACCUUGAGCGUAACAAGAAGAAAUGGCAAGCAUUAAUGAAAAAUAACGGGCUAGGUGAAGCAGAAUCCCGUACCAAACCGCCUAACCGGUUUCCACCAAAGUCUGAUAAAGUGAAAAAGUUAAUUCGUAAGGGUAUACCAGCGGAAUGGAGAGGUAAUGCAUGGUUUUUCUACGCCGGGGGCCAUGAAAAAUUGAACAAACACACGGGGGUCUAUGAGCAGAUUGUAAGAGAUACCGAGGGCGUACACAAUAAAGAUACUGAAGUUAUCGAAAGAGACCUCAAUAGAACGUUUCCGGAUAACAUAUAUUUUAAUAAGCUGCUCGAAACAAAACAUUUAAAAGACUCUCAGUUGAAUCUGAGUGCAGGCAAGGAGGAAACACAGUCUAUCAAGUCCUUGCGUAGAGUGCUAGUUGCAUUUGCUCACUAUCAACCUCACAUUGGAUAUUGCCAAUCGUUAAAUUUCCUCGCAGGUUUGUUGCUCCUCUUCAUGAGAGAAGAGAGAUGUUUUUGGAUGUUGGUGAUCCUUACAGAAAGGAUCAUCCCCAAGGUCCAUUCUGCAAACCUCGAAGGUGUUCAUAUUGAUCAAGGAGUGUUGAUGCUUUGUAUCAAAGAAUAUAUUCCACAACUUUGGGGUAUAUUGGGUAAAAACUUUGAGGGGGAAACGUUAUCUGAAGAUAAGAUAUUAACAAGAUUGCCUCCAGUUACCCUAGUGACGUCUUCUUGGUUUAUGAGUGUUUUCGUUGGCAAUUUACCUAUUGAAACUACAUUGAGAGUGUGGGACAUAUUGUGGUAUGAAGGAUCGAAAUCUAUAUUCAGAAUAUCGUUGACGAUAUGCAAGAUGUGCCUAGAAGACACAGCAUUCAAUUCCAGAGGAAAUGUAGGGAGUGGAGCAGAAAUCGACCAAAUCGAAUUGUUCCAAUUCAUGCAGAAUUAUCCCAAAACCAUCAUAGAUCCUAACAUUUUAAUUGAUAAUUGUUUCAAGAAAAUCGGUGGGUAUGGGUUUGGCUCAUUAUCGCAAGAUGAGAUAAAUAAAUGCAGAGAAUUUGUCGGGAAGCAAAGAGCAAGGUUGACUAGUAAAAAACAAUCAGUAAUGAAAGCAGAGAUGAGCGAUGAAGAAAGAAGAGCAUUGCAGAGCAGUGGGUUUGAUGGGGAGAUACACGAUGUGUACGGGUUCCAUAGAUCAAUAAUGAGUGGGGUUGCGUGGAAUAAGAAUAUCAGCAACAGGAUGAAAAAGAAGUGGAAGAAAUAA